Megalops cyprinoides (Indo-Pacific tarpon) is the source of this 748-nucleotide messenger RNA. Its product is annotated as small nuclear ribonucleoprotein Sm D2. The record is from RefSeq and is a predicted model, not a curated record. The transcript is spliced from 3 exons. Gene Ontology annotation, biological process: RNA splicing; spliceosomal snRNP assembly. Gene Ontology annotation, molecular function: RNA binding. Lineage: Eukaryota; Metazoa; Chordata; Actinopteri; Elopiformes; Megalopidae. Gene Ontology annotation, cellular component: U2 snRNP; U4/U6 x U5 tri-snRNP complex; precatalytic spliceosome. Bases 100 to 456 code for a protein of 118 amino acids.
CGGAUAGCGGCUAGACCGAAGCUGAGAGCGCGAGUGGAAGGAAAUUCAAUUAAACAGUUCUCGCAAUUCGUUUCAGUCAAAGUCGGCCUAAACAGAAACAUGAGUCUGUUGAAUAAGCCUAAGUCGGAGAUGACCCCGGAGGAACUGCAGAAACGAGAGGAAGAGGAAUUCAACACGGGACCACUGUCCGUGCUCACCCAGUCCGUCAAAAACAACACACAAGUCCUUAUCAACUGUCGGAAUAAUAAGAAGCUGCUGGGCCGAGUUAAGGCUUUUGACAGGCAUUGCAACAUGGUCCUGGAGAACGUGAAGGAGAUGUGGACAGAGGUGCCAAAGAGUGGCAAAGGCAAGAAAAAGUCCAAGCCAGUCAACAAAGACCGUUACAUCUCAAAGAUGUUUCUGCGAGGGGAUUCUGUGAUUGUGGUGCUGAGGAACCCUCUCAUUGCUGGGAAAUAAGACUACUACCUAAAAAUGUCCUGUCUGUUGUCCUUGAUCCUGGCCCUCACUGAACCUCCCUCCCUCCCCUCCUGAUUGGUGUAUGUCAGAAAAGGUGAAAGCUUAAGAGAGAUAAAGGAAAAUCUGUAAGAGGGGGCUUUGACCUGUCUAACCUGGGUUUUGUGGGUGUGAAAAGUCACAUAUUGGACUAUAUGGAUACAAUAGGUGGUCUUUUAAUAACAUACAUUUUGAGAGUCUCAAGUGACUUGUACAUUUUGUUUUGUUAAGACCUUUUUUUUAUUAAAAUGCAGAA